AUGACUCUAAAAUACCUCAUCACCGGUGCCACGGGUGGACUCGGCAAAGAAGUCCUCUCGUAUUUCGAAGCCCAUCGGCCUUCCUCCGAAUACGCAGCAGCCUCGUCUCGGGAGUCAAAUCGAAAGCAAUUCGAGGACCGCGGGGUUUCUUUCCGCCAUGUCAACUACGAUGACCCGCAAACAUUGGAUGCGGCUUUCCAGGAGGUGGAGAAUCUGUUCUUCGUCAGUACCAACGUCUUCGACAAUGAGAGGCGGAUCAAGCAACAUCGAAAUUUUGUCGAUGCAGCUAAAAGAGCGGGUGUCAAGCAUGUGUGGUAUACCUCCCUCGCGUUUGGAGGAUUGAAAUCCGACUCGAAAGCCGCGAUCCAGAAAGCCCAUCUGCAGACGGAAGAUCUACUGAAAGAAUCGGGUGUCACCUUCACGUCCAUCCGCGAAGGAGUCUACACGGAUGCCUUUCCGUUAUUCUUGAACUGGUAUCCCGGCAGCACUACGGUCUCGCUUCCCGCGGACGGCCGGACUGCCUUCACACUGCGGAAGGAGCUCGGAGAAGCCAAUGCCCGUCUGAUGCUGCAGGGAGGCCACGACAACGAGAUCGUGCUCCUGACUGCAGAAGAGACCAUCAGCUUUGCCGAGGUGGUCGAUGUCAUCAACGAGACGACGGGUCGACGUGUCAAAUUCCAACUGGUCGCCCCGGAGGAGUAUGUGCGGUUGAACGCGACGAGCGACGAGGGCGGGAAGCCCGCAGAAUUCUUCCAAGCGCUGGUGUCGUGGUAUGACAGCGUGGCCCAGGGGGAGGUGCGCUACACCGACCCGUUGAUGAAGGACGUGCUUGGACGCGAGCCGAUGAAGCCCCGCGAGGCGAUUCGGAAUCUGUUGCUGGAGAAUCGGGAUUAUACCUGGCAUCAGAAUUACGUCGAUCACUAA
Messenger RNA from Aspergillus clavatus NRRL 1, 924 nucleotides. Its product is annotated as putative NmrA-like family protein. The coding region runs from base 1 to 924 and encodes 307 amino acids. Lineage: Eukaryota; Fungi; Ascomycota; Eurotiomycetes; Eurotiales; Aspergillaceae. The record is from RefSeq and is a predicted model, not a curated record. The transcript is spliced from 3 exons.